Molecule: messenger RNA, 1885 nt
Organism: Trichogramma pretiosum
Lineage: Eukaryota; Metazoa; Arthropoda; Insecta; Hymenoptera; Trichogrammatidae
Gene: tan
Exons: 8
Coding region: 188-1393 (401 amino acids)
Source: RefSeq, a predicted model, not a curated record
UUCCUCGCAUUUGACUUUUGUACUCGCGCUCGCUUGCAGUCGUUGUUGCUUAGUCGCGCGUGUCUUUCCUGAGCUUUCGUCUCUUGCGGCGCUUGCGAAUUCGUGCCCGACGACUAACGUACAUGCUUGUUACGCGCUUGUUUUUAUCGUGCGAUUCUAGGUGCCAGAUUAUUAGCUUGCCGCAGCCAUGACUUCCGUAGUUCAAGUACCGAAAGAAAAUCUGACCUCGCAAGAUAUCGGACGGAGAAAUGCGGUGCCAAUCAUCUGCACUCGAGGAACUCACUAUGAGAUCGGAUUUGACAUCGGACGCACGUUUUCCAAGAUGAUCGGCGACUUUGUCGAGCGCUACAGGCCGCUGCAGGAUAAUUACCUCGGCAUGUACGAGACGAGCGAGGGUCGCAGAGUCUACGAGGAGACGCUGGCCUGUGUGCGCGAGCAGUACCCUCAGUACGUGCGCGAGAUCGAGGGUACCGCCGAUGGUUCCGGAGUCCCCUUUUACAAGCUAUUUCUCAUGCACCUCGACGACAUCGUGCCGAAUGUCGCAGACAAUGGAGCUCAGGGCAACGAUCAGCCGGUCGGUUGCUCGUCCAUCGUUUGCAAUCAGCCUGGACAGGAAAUACUGGGUCACAACGAGGAUGCCUUGGCAGAGACACUGAACCAUUGGUACAUAGUCGACGCCCACGUGCAGGAGCCGGACCUCCCGGAAGAGAAGUUCACCUCGCUUAGUUACGCGGGAUUUUUGCCGGGCUACACAAUGGGCUACAAUUAUCACGGCCUCGUUUACUGCAUCAACACCUUGAGUGCCAAAACGCUUCGUUCUGGAAAAACUCCGCGUUACUUCAUGACGAGAGCUCUGCUAGGUGUCGAGAACUACGUCCAAGCGCAGGAAGUGUUGCGCAACGAGGGCUACGGUGCCGCCGAGGGCUUCUCCGUCAACAUGACGUUUUUGCUGCAAGACGGCGAUCGGAUGUUUCACAACGCCGAGAUCGGGCCUUGCGAAACCGACAUGGCUUGUUCGCAGCUCAACGUCCAGACCGCCAGUCCGGGCGAAUAUUUUUAUCAUUGCAACAAAUAUAUGCGCUUGAAGGUGCCAGAAGUCAAUGGUUUAAUCAUCGACAGUAGCAUUCACAGGAUGCAAGCGAUCGAGAGACAUCCACCCCCCAAGACCGUUCAACACGUCAUCGACAUAUUAAGCGAUCAGACUGAUGAUGAUUUCAGAGUUUAUCAGGAAAUAAGGCCAGAAGAUCACGUUAAAACUAUUGCCACUGGAAUCUUCGAUUGCAUUGCACGAACUUGGUCGAUCUACACCGACAAACCCAACUGUAACAAGCCAAUAGUGGUGCUACCUUUGCAUAUCAAAAAUUGCGAAACUGUUUGCUGCAAGAGACCCUGAAUAUUGCAUUUAUAAAGUUCUUUGUUCUGCUUGUCUUUGAUGCUCUAAGAACAAAAUUUCAAUGCAUUUCGUUACAUUACUGAGUGCUUAAGUACUUAACUUUUGAAUAAUAUUAUUUUCCUAGGACAAAUAGCUUUUUUCAUUAGAAAAUUUUUAAGUCAAACGUUUUGUAAAAUUUCAAGGUAUUUAUUUCAACACCACUUUUCUUUUGUUUUACACAAAUGAGAUUUAAACAAAUUAAAAUUCGUACAAAAUAAAUUUCAAGAUCAAUCUAUAAAUUUUUCUCAAAAUGAUUUCUAGUAAUACUAUGUGAAGAAAUUAUUUUUAUCAUAACCUUAAUGAUCUAUGUAAUAUUUUGGAAACUAUGUUAUUUAUACUAAUAAUAAGGUUCGUGAUAGUGAGAACAUUUUUCAAAUUUAUGAAUCAUUGAUUAUGAAAAUAGAUGCAUUAUAAGCAGUAUGUUAUAAAUUUUGAAAAUAAAAUACUUGAAAA